ACGGCUAUGUAUGUUUUCAUGGGAAAUCUGCAUUGAUUUCGAUGACGAUUUGGGUGCCUGUUCCGCCCCCACCAGAAUGAUCACGUAACAAGUUGGCACUGCCACCAAAUCGCUUGAACUGCGUGUGUUUAAUUGAUUGACAUUAUCUCUCCAGGUCUACCACGAAUAGCCAGGUUAGCUACUCAGAUUCAUGUCGAUCUGAGUUCCUCCUGGAUUAUAUGAAUCGCGGAAGACAUGGCAGAGGAUCGAAAGCGUCACUGCUGGGAAUGCCUUCGACGGUCCUUAGUAUGUGACUUCACGCGACCGGAGUGUAAGCGAUGUUCAGCGACUGGGGUGAUCUGCCCGGGAUAUAAUGAUACGCAGCCUCUCAGGCUAAGGUGGCUCGCGCCCGGAAGAGUCAAAUCUCGUAAACGGAAGCCCAUGAACAAGGACACCAAAGAAAUAACGAGGAAGCGGUCGGCUAGCCCUAAUGAUAUAAUUAGCCUUCCAACAGAGUUACAAACCGAUCUACAUGUGUUUGUCCAGGCGACAGAAUAUUAUAAUGCCUGCAUCUACCCCGAUUUACUGCACAUCUCCAGACUUGGCCCAAACACUGCCAUAUAUCCAAUCACACCUCCAAUCUUCCAGGUGGCCAUUGCGACCCAUCCUGAUCAUAUCCGACUCGUGAUCGUCUGCAUGACCCUGAGUCACCGAAUGAAUCGCGCCAGACAUGGACCCGAGUGCCAUGCGCUGGCGCGGAAUUUCUUUCACUAUCGUGGCCAGCUCAUUCGAUCUCUAAGUGAUGAUAUCAAAGUCGAACAUAAAUGUAUGAGCGAUCUCGUCAUUGCAGGCAUCCUGACACUUCUUCUUGUCGAUGCCCAACAAGGUGCCUCACCGCAUUAUCGGUGCCAUCUCGAUGGAGUACGAAAAAUCAUCAUGUUGCGUGGAGGCAUACGUUCGCUGGCACAAUCGACCGGGAUGGUGCCAUUGCUUCUUUUCGUCGUGUUCACCGCCGUCAUGGGAGAUACUUCCUCGCCUGUACCCGAUUUAACCAUGGCGACCUCGCAUCUCGAAGAGCUUGAUUUCAUGAUAAACCAAUAUAGUAGUCGACCAUUCGCCUUCGCGGCAUACCCUACCGCCUUAUUUUCUGAGAUCAUCAAAAUCAACUACCUCCGCGUCCGGGCCUCGAAGAGCGACCCCACACCAGCCUGCGUGUAUACUAACAAUGCAUAUGAAAUUCUUAAUCGAAUCCAUAGUUUCUCUGCAGAACAGUGGGCUGAGUCCAUGUCGACAUCCCAUGCAGAAUGGGUACUUCUAGGAAACAUCCACCAGGCCGCCGUGGCUCUAUACUGUAUCCUUUCUCUGCAAAGCUUAGCUGUCCUGCCUCAAAGCUCUUUCCUACAACAGCAUUGCCUCCACCACGCUCAGCAUCUACAUAGGCUUCUAAGUGACGCGUUGACUUUCUAUCGGAUUGAAAGAUUCAUCAUCUGGGAUCUAGUAGUGCUCGGCGUGGUGGGAGUAAAGGACGCAGGAAUCCGGAAGUUUCUACGGGAGCAACUACCAGAGCUAAGUCACUCUACCGGGACGUAUGCACCCCUUAUGGCGGAGGGUCUUCUGGAGAGAUUCUGGGCGUCGGGCGAGACACAUUGGGAUGCAUGCUUCGAUCAGCCUUAUACUUUUGCCAUGAAUAUGUCUGUGGAUGUUAGUGGCUUGCGGUAG
Aspergillus pseudotamarii is the source of this 1698-nucleotide messenger RNA. RefSeq names its product Zn(II)2Cys6 transcription factor. The transcript has 4 exons. The record is from RefSeq and is a predicted model, not a curated record. Lineage: Eukaryota; Fungi; Ascomycota; Eurotiomycetes; Eurotiales; Aspergillaceae. The coding region runs from base 235 to 1698 and encodes 487 amino acids. Gene Ontology annotation, molecular function: DNA-binding transcription factor activity, RNA polymerase II-specific; zinc ion binding. Gene Ontology annotation, biological process: regulation of DNA-templated transcription.